CGAUAUCGCAAUAUGAAAAUUCCCAUAUCGCCCAGGCCUAGAUAGAGGGGUGUAAUAAAUUCACUUUUCUCAUGAUUUUUUGUUUCAAUUGUGUAACAAACAGUUUAAGUGCGAAUUGUUGCAUCCCUACUAACCUUUAUUCAUAAAUAUAUAUAUUUUACUUGUCAAAUUUUGUGACUUUUUGUUUGUGGUCGCCUAACAUCUGAAUACUGAGGGGCCUGUAGGAACUGUAUCAACUAAACUAUUAUUUCCAUCCUGGUACCUUUCAGUGCAUCAGUUUAAGGUGGUAUGAUCCUAUUUUGACAUCACCUUGUUGCCCCAGUAAACGACAGUCACAAAUGAGGCUUUUCUCCCUCCAGUAUCUUGAAAUAGCUCAGCUAAAACAUUAAAAAACGACUUUAGAAAACUAGUGAAAGGGUGCUCAUUCCUCAGUCAAGAUCAGAUUUAUGGAGCGCGUCUUCCUCCACACCCACUCCCAUCCCUAAUGAAGUGAGGAAGAGAGGGAGUCUAAAGAAAGAAAGGAGAAAAAAAAAGGGCCGGACUUCCCUCCAGUUUCUGCAAGCUGAGCCAAACUUUAGGGACUCCUGUCAGAGCCAGACAGUCCUAACUUUUGGAACAGCGAUGCUGCUGCUGCUUCUCAUCAUGUUAUGAGCAUUGGGUGAUCAGAAGACUGCCAGCCACUUGAAGAAGAUCCUUUACAUGGAACCAAGUUUUGAAUGAAGAAUCCCUCAUUUUUUCUUCCCUGCACUGCUUUCCUAAUUCUCCUGCAUACAUUUUGAGGAAUCAGCAGCACCGUAAGUCCUCUCAGGGAAAUCAUGGACCCCUUUCUGCACUGGCUCCUGCUCUUUUGGGGACUUCAAGGUCUGCUGGCACAAGAUUAUGAAGACGAGGUUGUAAAGCCCAAGAAAAGAGUCAAACUACAGUCACCUAAUUCCAUAUCACAAAACGGGAGAUCUGUCCUGGACGAUGACUGCAGGGUGGAGUUGGCUUUUCUGAUCGACAGCUCUGAGAGCGCCAAAGAUAACCAUGCCCAGGAGAAGCGCUUCGUCAUUGACGUGAUGGACCGCCUGGAAGGUGUCCGGCUGCAGACGGGCCGUGGACUCAACUCUCGAGCUGCUCUACUACAGUACAGCAGCCAUGUUGUCAUAGAGCAGACCUUUAGCUCUUGGAGGGGCAUUGAAGACUUCAAGGCCAAAGUGGAUCCCAUGGCUUACAUCGGCCACGGCACCUACACGACCUACGCGAUCACUAACCUCACCCGCAUAUACUUUGACGAGUCGAGCGUCAAGAGCAUCAAGGUGGCCGUCCUGCUCUUUGAUGGCAUCUCGCACCCCAGGAACCCAGACAUAUUUGCCGCCUUGACAGAUGCAAAGAACCAGGGAAUACGCUUCUUCACGAUAGGGAUCACGCCCGAAGCCAACGAGCCCGCCAACAUCGCUCAGCUGCAGCGCAUCGCUAGCUCUCCAUCUGCCCGCUAUCUACACAACCUGCAGGACGCAGCCAUUGUUGAAAAAGUCAUCCGAGAGAUUGUGGCGCUGGCAGAUGAAGGGUGUCCCGUGCCUCAGAGCCAGUGUGCCUGUGAGAAAGGCGAGAAGGGACCUGCCGGCCCUGCUGGCAAAAAGGGUCGCCCCGGAGAUGAUGGUAGUCCUGGUCCGAAAGGUCAAAAGGGUGAAGGCGGCCUUGGUGGACUUCCAGGUCGGGAAGGAGCAGAGGGAAAACCCGGAUACAAAGGAGAAAAGGGGGAGAGGGGAGAGUGUGGAACACCUGGAGUCAAAGGAGAUAGAGGUCCAGAAGGAAGUCUUGGUCCCAGAGGAAACCGUGGUCUUCAGGGUCUACCUGGCCCAACUGGAGAUAUGGGACCUGAAGGUCUGAUGGGUAAAAAAGGGGAAAGGGGACUUCCUGGGCCACCUGGAAUCCAAGGAGAGACGGGGAUUGGUCUUCCGGGGCCCAAGGGUGAUGUCGGUUUCCAGGGGCAACCGGGGCCUCCUGGUCCUCCAGGAAUUGGUGAAUCUGGACCACCGGGACCUCAAGGGCCUCAAGGAGCUCCAGGGGAGCGAGGACAAAUAGGGGAAGGUCUACCUGGGCCGAAGGGUGAACGAGGCUUGGAGGGGCCGCGGGGGCCCAGAGGACAGCCGGGCGCCGGAAUCAAAGGAGACAAGGGGGAUUUUGGCCCUCCAGGACUUCCGGGGCUCAUUGGCCUCCCAGGAGUUGGCAUACAAGGAGAGAAGGGAACCGAAGGCCCAAGAGGUCCACCGGGGAGCAGAGGCCCACCAGGAGAGGGAAUGCCCGGACCCAAGGGAGAUCAAGGGCUGCCAGGUGAGGUUGGCGCUCAGGGAGAAAGAGGAGCCGGCGAGCCUGGAGCGAAGGGAGAGCCAGGAUCGCCAGGAAUGUCGGGUUUGCCGGGGCUGCCAGGUGAAGACGGAGCCCCGGGACAAAAGGGUGAGCCAGGAGCUGUCGGCCUCAGGGGUCUGGAGGGGGCUCCUGGGAUCGGCACUCAAGGUGAAAAGGGAGAUCAAGGCCAAAGAGGCAUACGAGGUUUGACAGGUCCGCCUGGUAUCGCUGGACCUUCAGGACCAAAGGGAGAACCAGGAGCACAAGGAAGGUUGGGUCUUCCUGGUCCACCAGGACGCUUCAUCACAGGACCUAAGGGUGAUGUUGGUCCAAGUGGUCCGCCUGGCCCGAUUGGGGAAACUGGCUAUGGACUUCCAGGUCCAAAGGGUGACAGAGGCGAUCCAGGCUCUCCGGGUCAAUUCGGUCCCAAAGGGGAAGGAUAUCCUGGACCAAUGGGUCCUCCUGGUUUGCCUGGACUUCCCGGAGAACCUGGAUUAGAAGGAGUUGGCAUUCCAGGUCCAAAGGGAGACGUUGGUUUCCGAGGUUUGCCUGGUUUACCUGGACCUCCGGGUGAAGGCCUUCAAGGCCCUCCGGGGAACCCCGGUCGACCUGGUCCACCAGGGCCAACCGGGCCACAAGGACUAGGAGUUCAAGGUCCAAAGGGUGAACAGGGUUCCCAGGGUGUGUCGGGACCAAGAGGAGUACCAGGAGAGGGCUUUCCCGGUCCAAAAGGGGACAGAGGCUCGUCGGGGGAGAGAGGACUGAAGGGCAUCAAAGGAGAAUCAGGAGAUUCUGGACUUCCAGGAGAACCCGGUCGAGCAGGGGUCAAAGGUGAAGCCGGCCUCACAAGGGAAGACAUCAUUCGAAUGAUCAAAGAGAUCUGCGGUUGUGGGAUCAAGUGUAAGGAGAGGCCCAUGGAGCUGGUGUUCGUCAUCGACAGCUCGGAGAGCGUCGGUCCAGACAACUUCGAGAUCAUCAAGGACUUCGUGAUGGCGCUGGUCGACCGAGUCACCGUCGGCCGCAACGCCACCAGGAUUGGCCUGGUUUUGUACAGCCUGGAGGUGAAUCUGGUUUUCAACCUGGCCCGCUACAGCACCAAGGAGGAGAUCAAGCUGGCCAUCAGGAACAUCCCUUACAUGGGGGAGGGAACCUACACCGGGACGGCCAUCCGUAAAGCCACGCAAGAGGCCUUCUUCAGCUCACGGGUGGGAGUCAGCAAAGUGGCCAUCGUCAUUACCGACGGACAGACGGACAAGCGCGAGAAGGUGAAGCUGGAUUUAGCCGUCAGAGAGGCGCACGCCGCCAACAUCGAGAUGUUCGCCCUGGGGAUCAUUAACACGUCGGAUCCGACGAGGAACGAGUUCCUCCAAGAGCUCAACCUGAUCGCCUCCGAUCCAGAUGUGGAGCACAUGUUCCUCAUUGACGACUUCAACACUCUGCCAACUCUGGAGUCCAAGUUGGUCAGCCAGUUCUGCGAGGACGAGAACGGAGCGCUGAUCUAUAACCGGAUAACCAACGGCUACGGGAACAACGGCUACAACGGCAACCGGUUAAGUGCUGGGAAGUAUGCCACCGGCGACUAUGGGUACCGGCCCGUUCCCGGCCAGGAGACACCGAACAACAGGCGGACGGACUCUGGUGUGGGGUCUCAAAACCAGGGAGGAGGCCAGAGUGUUUCCAAGGAGACGUCAAACACAGGAAAAGAGCGGGGGGACACAUUUAACCGCGACACCUUUGACUACGACACUCCUGCUCCCACCAGUAAAGGCUCCUCUUCAUCAUCAUCCUCCUCCUCUUCUACAAACAUAAACCCAUCGUCCUCAGGUGUAUCCGUGCAGACGAGGCCAGCUCUUCCCAAAG
Molecule: messenger RNA, 4191 nt
Organism: Oryzias melastigma (Indian medaka)
Lineage: Eukaryota; Metazoa; Chordata; Actinopteri; Beloniformes; Adrianichthyidae
Product: collagen alpha-1(XXVIII) chain
Molecular function (GO): serine-type endopeptidase inhibitor activity
Source: RefSeq, a predicted model, not a curated record